AACACACAUAUGAGUUAGUGGAUUCAUUAUGUGGGUAAUCGUCACGAUAUGUUGCAAGUGGGCGGGGUGUUUACGUUACGUAAUGCUAGGUUCUUAUCGCUUGUGUAACAGUGAUUCGAUUGUUUCUGAAGCGUUACGUAGCAGAUGCCACUGUUUUGUAUGUUAUACACAUAAUUAAUACCUUAGUGUAACUAAGAAACAAUUAAGAGGUUUCUCAAGGAUAUGCGCUACGUUAUCUUGGGGUAGAUAUGUGCGAUGGUAUACGGAGUGUUACAGUGGGAUGAGUUAAUAGUCGAAAAGUUUAAAACUAACGUUACAUAAUUUAUAAACUAUCCCUAGGAAUUUAAUGGUAAAAAAUUUGUCCUAAAGAAAAAUUAAAUAGAUGACUGAUAUGACUUUAUUGUUAACAGGAAAAGUAUGAUGUACAGGGGCAAGACACUACUAUAAUUGAAGACAAUGUGACGAAACAUUGCAGCCCGGCAUUAUGACCAUGUCAUAAUAAAUAAUAGCUUAUUAAGACUAUAUUUUAUAAAGAGGAUAUCAUUUUACUUCGCGCUUAUUCGAAAUAUUAUUUUUACACGAGAAAGAAAAAUACUAUUUACUUCAUCAAGGGUUCGCGAUUAUACAAGAUUUAAAGAUGGCGACUUCCUUUAUGACGAAGGUUGAACGUGAAUGACGGAUUGACGUCUGUCAGAAGGAAAUAAAGAAAAGAAAAUGGACGAAAAGACUCAAAGUCUUGCAGAAAUUGCAUCCGUGAAUAUAUGCUGUAUGAGGAAUAUUCUUUUAUGGGAAGCAGAGAAAGUGAUCAGGAUGUAACAAAAGUUAAAAUAUAUUAGUGGGAACUGAAAGUGCUGGCUACUGGAUGUAUGGUAUGCCUUCUUGCUUCUAUGGCUGGUGCCCUAUUUACCAUUGAACAGAUUGAACUGAUUCGCCGCUUGCGAAGCAGCGGUAUUACAAAGGAACAAGUAGUACAAGCUUUUGAACAACUAGAUCGGUUAGACAUUGAAUUGGGAAAGACCAAUGGAAAUAAUGUACGUGGACAACAUUAUAGUAGCCCAACAUCUACGUCAUCACUUCACAGCACAGAGACUUCUACUCCUGAUGCUGGACAUAACAAUAGUCCUUUGGGCAUUACAAUUACAAAAGUAACAAGCUUGCCUACAACCAGUCAAGUGCCGAAUGGAAUGUCUUCAAACUCUCUCAGGUCAGAAACAGUGCCAUCUAUGCAGCCAGCCUUUAAACAAGGUGAACAGUCAUGUUCUCAAUCAUAUUCUCAACCACAAAGUAAUGGUACUUCCAAUGAUGGAAUUUCAGAUAUAGUAUCAACUAUUCCGCCAAAUGGCAAUGUUUCUCCUUCACCCAAUUCAUCUAUUACUUCCCCUACCUCAAAACUUCCAAGUGAGUUAACCAUUAUACCUCUCAGUAAUUCAUUAACCCAACCAACACAAUCUGUUAGUGAUGGCACAAUUGUUAAUAAUCCAGCAAUGUUUGCAUCGAAAUCUGAAUCAUCUGUUGGUGUACCUAUUCAGUGUUUGAUAAAUCCUCAUGAUUUACUUCAAGAUGAAUGCAAUGAAAUGGAAGAAUUGAAAAAGAGGGGAGAAAUGGCUAUUUUGUCAGAAAUUCGAAAUUUUGUAAUGAGAUACAACAUCAAGCAAACUAUGAUUGCAGAGAUGACAAAAAUGAGCCAAGCAUACGUCAGCCGUUUCUUUCGAGGAGAUAUCCAAGACAUGUCAGAACGCACCAAAAAUACUUUCUAUAUGUGGUAUUUAACAUGUAAAAAUAAUCCCUGGAAAUUAGGUGUUACUAACAUGGCAGAUCGUCCUUUAUCGGAAAGAGAAAAGGUUACAUUGCCAGUGGUAAACAAUUGGUUCAACAAUCGUCGGAAAGAAGCGAAAAAACAAUUACGACAGCAACAUGCAGCAGCUAUGGCAGCAGUAUCUGCUGCUCUUCAACCUGCAGGAAUGCCAUCUGUAUCCAGUUUAGGUUGGCCAUCUUCUACUUCUGCAGCACCACCUCCCACAAGCCUUCCACCUUCCAAUCCAUUAGUGCCCUCCAUACCUAAUAGUGCCCAUCUUGAUCUGUCUAACGAAACAGCAGAUAGUGAUAGUUCGCAUGAUUCGCAAGGACAGUAUGAUAAUGGUGAGAUGAUGGUUAUGGAAUUAGAUGACGAUGACAAGAUGCAUGUAAAGCAGGAGAUAUGAAGCUCUUUCACGAAUGAAAAAUUAAUGUGUGAAAGAUUCACAAAAUGAAACUUUGAGCUGUUUGAAAAUAUAUAUAUAUCUAUAUAUUUCUGGCCUUGUAGAUGACAGUAUUUAGUAAAAACGAAAAAAAAGUGGUCCGGCGGUCGAAAGCUGAUAGGAGUGCUACAAAUUGGGGUUGUGCUUUUACAUUUGAUCUCUUGCCAAGCAAGAUCUAUUCUUAUUUACUUUAAUUUUUGUGGUGUGCAAGUGGCAUAGCCAACAAAAUAAGACACUUUUUGAAGUAAGUUUGUCUUCAAUGUAUGUGUUUGCUAUUUGUCUGAUUGUGAAAGAUCAUUUGAUGGUAGCUAUUUCAAAUAGGAUAUGUCUGAAAUAUCAAACAUUUAUUUAUAUCAUUAGAUGGGCUCGUGUAAAAUCAUGGCAGCCAUUACAAUUUGCUGUGAAAACAUCAAUUUGUGAUCAAUUUCGGUGCCACCAUAUUCUAUAAGCACAACAUAAACAUCUGGAGAAAGUGCAAAUAUAAAUUUAACUAGAUAUUUAAAGAAAAAAAAAGUGAUAAAAAUUAUUUUAUUUUGCUGUCUAACCGACAGAACGAGAAAGGGUUUCAUUUGAAGAUUAUAUUUUUAAUCAACAUAAAUGCAUGUCUUGUGAUGUUUGAGUCUGUAGUCUGUUUUAGACAAGGGUGAUAUAAUUGGGAUAUAUCUUUAUUGAAAAGAAAUUGCAUGAAUUGAAUAUGUAUGUGGUGAUGGUGUUUACAAUAGAUGAUUGAGGCAUUUGAUGUCAUAACCAACUGCAGGGGGAAGUAACCUAAUUUUGCAAUUAUAUUUCUCUAGCAUUUGUAAUGACUGGUACCAUUGACAAAAUUUUUUUCAAAAGAUUUGCCAUUGUUCAUUCAUCAAACAUUGUAAAUAACAUAUUUUAAAAAAAUGAUUGCAUUACAAUGGAUGUCAACAGAAAAAUAAUUUUGUCUUCUGACAAAGUCCAGUUGAAAUGAACAUAUUUUGUAAUAUUCCUGCCAUAACAAUUUUUACCAUAUUUUUUAUCCGAUGCAAACAUUUACGAUUUUUUUUGUUCUUUCAGACUCUUCAGUUUUUUCCUUUCAUCAGUUGGAUUUUCAUCAUUUUACAUUAUUUAUUUAUUUAUUUAUUUAAGCUGCCAAUUUUUAUUUUUGAUCUUAAAAUAUAAUAUUGCAUGUUGAAUAACGUAAAACAUGCCAUCACACUCAUUAGUAACAUCCGCCAUCUUUUGGAGAUUAUUUGGUCCGUGACGUCAGACUGAAACAUCAUCAAUUUGAAUUGCCGUAUCUUCGCUAGCCAGUAUUACGCUAAUAGUUUAUAAUUUUCCAUAAUUGAUUCACAAAACAGUUGUUGGAUUUGUUAUUUAUUUGCCCUUCAUACCUCAUACAUUGUUGCCAUAAUCGUAAAAAAAAAA
Messenger RNA from Centruroides sculpturatus (bark scorpion), 3629 nucleotides. RefSeq lists its product as uncharacterized. NCBI's taxonomy places the organism in Eukaryota, Metazoa, Arthropoda, Arachnida, Scorpiones, Buthidae. Gene Ontology annotation, cellular component: nucleus. Bases 867 to 2201 code for a protein of 444 amino acids. The transcript has 6 exons. Gene Ontology annotation, molecular function: double-stranded telomeric DNA binding. Gene Ontology annotation, biological process: positive regulation of DNA-templated transcription. The record is from RefSeq and is a predicted model, not a curated record.